GAGCGCUCCGAGCACUUGUGCCGUGUGUGAUACCGAAGAAGCAGUAGUCCUUCUAAUUCCACAGCUAAACGAGCAACCAGGAUAAUAAUGCUUUACUCCAACCUCAUCAGCGCCGCCUCGGUGUUCCAGUUGAACCUCCCUAACGUGGAGCCGUUGACGCCGCGUUCGCCUUAUGGCACGGACCGUGUGUUCCAUUUCUCCCCAUCUUCCCCGUCUUGCUCAUCUGGCGGCAUACCUUCUCCGCGAGUGAGAUCCCCGUGCCCAGCGAGGAAAACCAGCUUCACGAUCGAAGCCAUCCUCGGCCUCAGCCCUCACUACAAUGAAAAGCCAGUGAACAGACAAACUCUACCGACCCCAACAAUCUGCAAAGAUUCCAUUACUCCACCACCUCAAGGCAACCCCCUGAAGAGAAAAGCGUCCGACAUCGGCGGGACCAAAGCCAAGAGAAACCGAACGAUAUUCACUCCGGACCAGCUCGACAAAUUGGAAGCCGUGUUCGUGCGACAGCCGUACAUGGUGGGACCCGACCGGGAAGCUCUCGCGCAUUCGCUGGGUCUGACGCAAUCUCAGGUCAAGGUUUGGUUCCAAAACCGAAGAAUCAAGCUCCGAAAAACGGAACGCGAGAACAACCAUCGAGUGCUUGGCAUGAGGAAAAACUCGGACUCCGAAGAUCUCGCUGAGAUGUCCGACGAGCGAGGCAGCGACUGCAGGGAGAAGGAAUUCGAUUACAGCGAUGCCUAA
This is a messenger RNA of Galendromus occidentalis (western predatory mite), 741 nucleotides long. Its product is annotated as homeobox protein notochord. Gene Ontology annotation, cellular component: nucleus. The coding region runs from base 88 to 741 and encodes 217 amino acids. The transcript has 2 exons. Gene Ontology annotation, biological process: neuron differentiation; central nervous system development; regulation of transcription by RNA polymerase II. Lineage: Eukaryota; Metazoa; Arthropoda; Arachnida; Mesostigmata; Phytoseiidae. The record is from RefSeq and is a predicted model, not a curated record. Gene Ontology annotation, molecular function: DNA-binding transcription factor activity, RNA polymerase II-specific; RNA polymerase II cis-regulatory region sequence-specific DNA binding.